AUGGGCCAGAAAGGUCGAGGAAAGGGCAGUGGAUGGUGGGGAGCUUCGGCUUCAUGGGCUGCCUGGGAGUAUUCAGGAUGGGAGUCAUGGAAUUGGCAAGACAACAGGGAGAGCACCAGCAGCAAAGGAAAUGGCAGGAAGGGCCGCAUGGGCAAAAGCCAAAGCGAAGCCCCUGACAGCUCUAGAGGAGUGGCUGACUCAAGUGGCAAGGGCAAUGGUCUUCAGCAACUUCGGCAAGAGGAGGCCGAGACGGCGCACCGACAGGCACCGGGUGCUUCAGAAAGGAUAGAUAAGCAAGCCGCUGGUGACCAAGAAGAAACAUACCUUCGCGACCGGGAUUCUGGCAAACAGGAUGAACUGGGUGGCCCUCAGGAUGAUGAGCAACUCAACGAUGAGGCAGAGGAGGAGGAUGAGGAGGAACUGCCUUCCGAGCACGAUGUAGAGCCCAGCGCUGAGGAUGUGGAUGCCGAAGAGGAGGAGGAGGAGUUGCAGGAAGAUGGUGAAGAGGAGUUGCAGGAGGAAGAGGAGGAGGAAGGAGAAGAACAGGAACGCGAGGACGAGCAGGAAGAGGGAGAGGAAGAGGAGGAGGAGGAUGAGGAGGACGAGGAGGAGGAGCCGGAGGAGGAGGAGGAGGAGGAGGAAGAAGAAGACCCCGAGGAAGAGGAGGAAUUGGAGGAGACAGAAUUUGUAAACCCCCCCAAAGGGAAAGGAAAAGACAAAGGCAAAGGUAAAGAAUUGGGGAAAGGCAAGAAAGGCAAGACCUCUAAGGGAGCGCUCGAGGAAGACAGUGAUGAGCUUGAAGACGAGACCGGCGAUGAAGCAAUUCCCCUUGCCAAAGGCAGCAAGGGCAGCACGAAAGGCAAAGUGAAAGGCAAAGGCAAAGAUUCAGGAAAAGCAGCAGGUAAAAGUUUUAGCGAUGACGCCGUCGACAGCGAUGCAGAGGAGGAGCCUGAUGUCACAACCAAGGGCAAGGGAAAGCGAAAAGGCCAGAGAAAAGGGAAGCAGUGA
Symbiodinium necroappetens is the source of this 1008-nucleotide messenger RNA. NCBI's taxonomy places the organism in Eukaryota, Dinophyceae, Suessiales, Symbiodiniaceae. The record is from the annotation of a GenBank genome assembly.